Messenger RNA from Penicillium nucicola, 1875 nucleotides. RefSeq names its product putative flavin-binding monooxygenase. The record is from RefSeq and is a predicted model, not a curated record. Bases 1 to 1875 code for a protein of 624 amino acids. The transcript is spliced from 5 exons. Lineage: Eukaryota; Fungi; Ascomycota; Eurotiomycetes; Eurotiales; Aspergillaceae. Gene Ontology annotation, molecular function: NADP binding; N,N-dimethylaniline monooxygenase activity; flavin adenine dinucleotide binding.
AUGGCCACCACACUAACAGGUGGAAAUCCACACAUAAUCCAACUCCCAACAACACCACCAAACACCCCCGUCGAUGCGCGCACAAUCGCCCAACAAUGGCUCUCAGCCCUAUCAACCCAGCUCUCGAACCCAGCUUCACUCAAUAUCACCGACCUGUUCCAUCCCGAAUCCUGGUGGCGCGAUAUGCUGGCCCUGGACUGGGACAUGUGUACCGUCCAUGGCGCAGCCGAGAUCGCAGCCUUCCUCGGCAAGCACCAGAACAAAGCACAGCUACGCGGAUUCCGCCUGCAAGAUAGUGGUCGGUUCCAGCCACGUCUGGAACAAGUGGUUGAUGGACUGAGCUGGGUUUCGUCGAUGUUUUUCUUUGAUAGUGCUGUUGGAAGUGGGACGGGUAUGCUGCGACUUACGCAGGGUGACGAUGGCGUGUGGGGGGCUUAUGCUGUUUAUACUUCGUUGCAGGAGCUGAGGGAUGCUCCUGAGCCAUUGGGGGAGAGGAGGGCUGCGGGAACGACGGAGUCUAUGCCUGGUGGACUGGCUGGGGGGACUUGGAUUGAGAGAAGAGAGAGACAGAAGGAAUUCCUGGACGAGGAGCCGACUACUUUGGUCGUUGGGGCUGGUCAGGCUGGUUUGAAUAUGGGGGCGCGGUUGCAGAGUGUUGGGAUUUCCUGUCUGAUCGUUGAUAAGAAUGAGCGCGUUGGUGAUAACUGGCGGAAUCGGUACAGGACACUGGUUACCCACGACCCAGCUGAAUUCACUCACAUGGCCUACCUGCCUUUCCCACAGAAUUGGCCUCAAUUUACACCAAAAGACAAAUUAGGCGACUGGUUCGAAGCAUAUGCAAGCAUCAUGGAAUUGAACGUCUGGAUGAAAACUUCUGUCGUCUCGGCAGAAUAUAACGACACAGCUGCAAAGUGGACAGUGAUCGUUGCUCGCAGUGAUGGCUCUCAACGCACGCUGCAUCCUCAUCAUAUCGUUUGGUGUACUGGCCAUUCAGGCGAGGCACGUAUUCCUUCAUUCCCCGGCCAACAGUCCUUCCAAGGUAGGGUAUACCACGGUAGUCAACACCGUGAUGCAUCGGAGUCAGAUGUCCGUGGAAAGAAGGUUAUAGUUGUGGGAACUGGAAACAGUGGUCACGAUAUUGCGCAGAACUACUACGAAAAUGGAGCCGAUGUCACCAUGCUGCAACGCAGUGGGACAUAUGUCCUGACUGCCGACAAAGGUGUCUUCAUGAUGCAUAAAGGAAUGCAUGAGGAUGGAGGACCCCCAACGGAAGAAUGCGAUAUCGCUACAGAAAGUCUCCCCUGGCCCGUCCAACUCGCCUUAAGUGUGCACUUGACAAAGCGGAUCGCGGAAGCCGAAAGAGAAACCCUUGACGGACUCCAGCGCGCCGGCUUCCAGCUUGACUUUGGUCCCGACGGUGCUGGAAUCGCACGCGCAUACUUCACCCGUGGUGGGGGCUACUAUAUUGAUGUCGGCUGCAGCCAGCUCAUCAUCGACGGCAAGAUCAAGAUCAAGCAUAGUCCCAGUGGGAUCAAUGGCUUCGGUAACCGUGAGCUUAAACUGGCAGAUGGCGACUCUCUACCUGCAGAUAUUGUCGUUCUCGCUACUGGAUAUGAUAAUAUGCGUACGACUGUUCGCAAGGUUUUGGGUGACAAGGUUGCGGACAGAUGCUCUGAUGUCUGGGAUUUGGAUGGAGAGGGCGAGGUCAAUGCUAUGUGGCGUCCCAGCGGCCACUCAGGCUUCUGGUAUCAUGGAGGAAAUCUGGCGUUGUGUCGUGUUUACUCCAAGUUCCUUGCACUUCAGAUCAAGGCUGUUGAGACUGGUCUGUCUACCGGGGUGAGACAGCAGGGAUCAAGCAGAGAGACUAAGAUUUAA